Messenger RNA from Syngnathoides biaculeatus (alligator pipefish), 1320 nucleotides. RefSeq names its product pro-opiomelanocortin-like. The record is from RefSeq and is a predicted model, not a curated record. NCBI's taxonomy places the organism in Eukaryota, Metazoa, Chordata, Actinopteri, Syngnathiformes, Syngnathidae. Bases 154 to 900 code for a protein of 248 amino acids. The transcript has 3 exons. Gene Ontology annotation, biological process: neuropeptide signaling pathway. Gene Ontology annotation, molecular function: neuropeptide hormone activity.
GGCGACGCGCAACAGUCGCGGCGCACUUCGGGGGGGUGGGGGGGGAGAGAAAAUACACAAAAAGAGAAAGACUGCGGAGAAAGAAAGACAACGCCGACAAAAAAAGGAAGAGACACUCCCAAAAGGCUCAGCGGCCGCCGAGCAGACUCGAGCAUGGAGCGUCCGUGUGGGUUGUCGCUGCUGCUGCUGGUGGCGUUCGUCGCCAUCCCGGCGUUGGGGUCCGACUGCGCCGUCUGCAAAAAGCUCAGCAACGGGAGGCUGCUGGACUGCCUGGAGGUCUGCAAGUCGGCGAGCCAGACGGCGCGUCCGGAUGCGGCCGCGUCGGUCCUGAACAUCAGCGAGGAAAACCAACUCCUCGCCCGCCUGGUCAGGGUCAACACGUCCCAGACGGCGGGCAGAGCCAAAGCCGAAAAGCGCCGCUCCUACCUGAUGGAGCAUUUCCGCUGGAGUAAACCCAACAGGAACAAGACCCAAGAACCCAAAGGCGGGUCUCACAACGCCAAGCGGGGCUAUUCCAUGGAGCACUUUCGCUGGGGUAAACCCCCCAGGAACGUGACCCCCGGAAGCAGAGGUUCCAAGAGAAGCCCCUACGCGAUGGAACACUUCCGGUGGGGGAAGCCCUCCGGCGGCAAACGCAAACCGGUCAAGAUCUUUUCCUUCCCGAUGGACGGCGGCGGUUCCCCGGGGGUUAUUUUCCACCCUCAGCCUCGCAGGCAUCUGACAAGCAAGGAGGACGCCAAUCUGAUCCAGCCCACGAAGACCCGCCUACAGAGGGGGGGUCCACAGACGGGCCACGUGGAUGCCAAGAACCCUCCGGGAACGCUGGUCGCCAUCGUCAAGGAAAUUCUGCUGACAGGUGCGCAAAGGAUAAUGGCCUGCGUUUCAGGUCCGGAGGCUUGACCCUUGCUUGGUGGCCAUCAAUCGCGAUCUGGUUUUCGUCAUCGGCAUGUUCAAAGACGGUAAAGCUCAAGUAUGUCAGAGUGCUGUUACUUUUAUUUUUGUUGUUGCUGUAAAUCUCCUGAAUCGCGGAACCUGUCAAUCUUCUGUUCACAACGAAAACACACGACAACGUACAGUACGCGUUGGGCGCAGGGCGAGAAGUGGAACCCUUUGUGGGAAACGAGGACGGUGCAGUUAUGUUCCUGGCUUUCGCGCAAAAAAUGUCACAGCGACUUCUGCGUUUCAACUUUUUAAUCGCAGGCGCAUUAGAUGGAGCCAAACGCGCAAAUUCUGUUGUCAGGGCGUCGAUAAGCGCAGAAAUUCACACUGUUCAAACUACAAUUGCCACAUUUAAUAAAAAUCUCUUUGUAUUUAGAUAAA